AUGAACACGCGACUUUUUCAGUUCACCCUUUGCAGUCCAAUAGAUCUCCACCGGCUGUGCAACUGUCACAUCAGGAUGGUAGCGUUGUUACGAGAGGUUGAGAUACGAAACGCUGAGAAGAGAAUCGCAGCUGCAGCUAGGGAAUACAAGGAGGAGAAAUUCGAAUUCAUGCUGGUCGAAUCAGACGGGGAGAAGCUUUAUAAAAUCGUAUCAGAUGCUGAGAUCAACAACACUAUUUCAGGUAAGGCCGCUUCAUACUAUGCGACGCUAGGGUAG
This is a messenger RNA of Cooperia oncophora, 276 nucleotides long. Lineage: Eukaryota; Metazoa; Nematoda; Chromadorea; Rhabditida; Trichostrongylidae. The record is from the annotation of a GenBank genome assembly.